CCGAAGCCGAUCAAAUCCUUUUGCGGCUGAGGGAGCGAGUCGUAGGUCUCCUCUUCCCCGAUCCACUGAGUUGGACGACAGCAUGCUUAUCCGAAGGAUCACCUGCGCCCGCGCGCUUCCUCUCUCCAUCCCUAUGGCCACUUCCCCCCUCUUCUCCCACCUCAAACCCCCCUCCCCUUCCUCCCCGCUUCCUCCCCGCGUCCUCUCCUCUUCCCGUUCUUUCCCUUUCUCGUCUCUCGCCUCCGCCUCUCCCAGCAAGCCCUCCUCUAAGAGGGCCAACCCGCCGAUCGCAGCUCUCGUCGAGGUUGGCGGCGUCAAGAUCGCCAAAGAUGAUGUGGUGCGGGAGAGCGAUCCCACGAACAACGUGCCCGACAAUAUAUUUUCCAAGAUUGGCUUGCAGCUGCACCGGAGGGAUAACCAUCCAAUUGGGAUUUUGAAGAAUGCCAUUUAUGAUUACUUCGAUACCAGUUACUCCUCCAAGUUCGUCAAGUUUGACGACCUUUGUCCCAUUGUUUCAGUCCAGCAGAAUUUUGAUGAGGUGUUGGUUCCUGCUGAUCAUGUAAGCAGGAGUUAUAAUGAUACAUACUAUGUUAAUGCAGACACUGUUUUAAGGUGUCAUACAAGUGCUCAUCAGGCAGAGCUAUUGAGGGAUGGACACAGCUAUUUUCUUGUAACAGGGGAUGUCUAUCGUCGAGAUUCCAUUGAUUCAACUCACUAUCCUGUGUUUCAUCAGAUGGAAGGGGUUCGUGUCUUCUCUCCAGAUGAAUGGGAAGGUAGUGGUGCUGAUGCACCAUCUUAUGCAGCCAUGGACCUAAAGAAGUGUCUUGAGGGGUUGGCAAGGCAUCUUUUUGGUAUUUUGGAAGUGAUAGCAUUUCUCUUUUUUAUUUCUAAAUGGAAGAUGGAAGAUGCUAGUUACCGCCAUACAAUGCUAAUACCAAUUUUGGAGCCUAUAAUCUGGUGUCCAAUGUCUAAUGUACAUAAAUGUGCAGGUGCUGUGGAAAUGCGGUGGGUUGGUACUUAUUUUCCCUUCACCAACCCAUCAUUUGAGUUAGAGAUUUAUUUUCAGGAAAGAUGGAUGGAAGUGUUGGGAUGUGGAGUGACUGAACAGGAGAUUCUUAGUAGAAACAGUAGAAAGGAUUGUGUUGCAUGGGCCUUCGGGCUUGGAUUAGAAAGACUUGCAAUGGUUCUCUUCGAUAUACCAGAUAUUCGGCUUUUCUGGUCCACUAAUCAGCGAUUUACUUCACAAUUCUCAGAGGGCAAGCUUGGUGUCAAGUUCAAACCUUUUUCAAAGUUUCCUCCCUGCUAUAAGGAUAUCAGUUUUUGGAUCACUGACUCCUUUACGGAGAACAAUUUAUGUGAAGUCGUUAGAGGAAUUGCUGGGGAUCUUGCAGAGGAGGUGAAGUUGAUCGACAAUUUCACUAAUAAAAAGGGCAUGACCAGCCAUUGUUAUAGAAUAGCAUUCAGAUCGAUGGAACGCUCACUUACAGAUGACGAGAUAAACCAGUUGCAGUGGAAUGUUAGAGAAGCAGUGCAGAACAAGUUACAUGUCACACUAAGAUAAGAGCCAAGUCUAAUAGCCCAAUGUUCUUAUUUUAUAUGAAGUUGCAUGAUCGAGUUGAAUUUUGAUAUUAUUAAGCUCAUUACAAAGUAUUUUUCAUUCAAUAAUGCUUGUAAGGACUGUGUUUAAAUGUAAUACCCCCUAUUAUUUUUUAGUGACAAUGAUGUUAAGACAAUUUGCAUGAUUAUGAUAAUGAUUUCUAUUUGAAGUA
Molecule: messenger RNA, 1769 nt
Organism: Musa acuminata AAA Group (dessert banana)
Lineage: Eukaryota; Viridiplantae; Streptophyta; Magnoliopsida; Zingiberales; Musaceae
Product: phenylalanine--tRNA ligase, chloroplastic/mitochondrial-like
Exons: 9
Coding region: 83-1561 (492 amino acids)
Biological process (GO): phenylalanyl-tRNA aminoacylation
Cellular component (GO): cytoplasm; mitochondrion
Molecular function (GO): ATP binding; tRNA binding; phenylalanine-tRNA ligase activity
Source: RefSeq, a predicted model, not a curated record